Molecule: messenger RNA, 3707 nt
Organism: Paraphaeosphaeria sporulosa
Lineage: Eukaryota; Fungi; Ascomycota; Dothideomycetes; Pleosporales; Didymosphaeriaceae
Product: glycine dehydrogenase
Exons: 3
Coding region: 200-3439 (1079 amino acids)
Biological process (GO): glycine decarboxylation via glycine cleavage system
Cellular component (GO): glycine cleavage complex; mitochondrion
Molecular function (GO): pyridoxal phosphate binding; glycine dehydrogenase (decarboxylating) activity; glycine binding
Source: RefSeq, a predicted model, not a curated record
CCCACGCUCCCUUCGCUCCUCCCGUGUUGCAAGCAGACGUGUACUCAUCCCAUUGUUGACCUCUGUCGGCUUUCUGGGCUGCUAGCUUUGUUUGCGUCCCAUUGCCGCCGUCGCGCGCUUUUGCUGUAACGGCCCGAGAAGACAGGAACUCCGUGGUCCAGCUUCGAAUUGGUGGCAUUGAGCCCCUACAGCGGCCAGCAUGCGCACCGCAGCCCUCAGAGCAGCUUCGACGCUGGCUCGAGCCACCCGCUCGCCGCGCGUGGGCUACUGCGCCCAGAGCCGCGUGCUGAGGCUCUUCUCGACGUCGCCCGCUCCUCGCAAUGCCGCCUUGAGCCCUACCGCCGCGCGAGACUUCAAGGCGACCGGCCCCGAGGACGUCCUGGAGUCGAAGCAGGACCCUUCACAGUCAGUCUUGGCCUUCACCGACGUCGACACCUUCCCCCGCAGACAUAUUGGCCCGUCUGCAUCGUCUGUGCAAGAGAUGCUUGCGGCGCUUGACCCGCCCGUUGCCACCCUGGAUGAUUUCGUCAGGCAGGUUGUCCCGGAGAGCAUCCUCUCUGAACGUUCCCUCGAGAUUGGUUCCAUCCAUGACGGGGUCAGUUCUGACCAAAGUCCCAAAGCAACCCAAGGAGCUUGGAACGAAAACGGAGUCCCCGAAAGCAUUUUCCUUAGGCAAGGCAAAAAGAUAUUCGAUGCGAAUCAGCCUGGCGUGAGCUACAUUGGACAAGGAUACUAUGGCACAAAGGUUCCGGAAGUCAUCAAGCGAAAUGUUUUGGAAAACCCAGCGUGGUAUACCAGCUAUACGCCCUACCAGCCAGAGAUCAGCCAGGGUCGUCUGGAGUCACUGCUCAACUUCCAGACCAUGGUAACCGACCUCACCGGCCUGUCCAUCGCAAAUGCUUCUGUGCUCGACGAACCGACCGCCGCCGCCGAAGCCAUGACCUUGUCGUUGGGGCAACUUCCGGCCUCGCGUCAGAAGCGCCAGAACAAGACCCUUUUCGUUUCCGACCGCUGCCAUCCCCAGACCAUCGAGGUGCUUCGUUCCCGAGCCGAUGGUUUUGGUAUCAAGAUUGAGACGGGAAAUGUGUUGGCCAACAACUGCGCGAGGGUCGGAGAGCUUGGUGAUGAUCUCGUGGGUGUCCUUGCGCAAUACCCAGACACCGAAGGCGCUGUCGAGGACUUCCGUGAGCUGGCAGACAAGGUGCACAAGCAUGGCGCUCUCUUCAGUGUGGCCACGGAUCUGCUUGCUCUUACCCAACUAACUCCCCCCGGAGAGUUUGGCGCCGAUAUUGCCUUUGGAAACGCACAGCGCUUUGGUGUGCCUUUUGGAUUCGGUGGCCCCCACGCGGCCUUCUUUGCUACCUCCGACAAGAUCAAGCGUAAGAUGCCAGGACGUAUCAUUGGUCUCUCCAAGGACAGGCUUGGUAACCCGGCGGCGAGAUUGGCGCUGCAGACACGCGAGCAACACAUCCGUCGCGAAAAGGCGACUAGCAACAUUUGCACUGCCCAAGCUUUGUUAGCAAAUAUGAGUGCCAUGUACGCAGUAUAUCACGGCCCGGAGGGAUUGAAGAACAUUGCGAGACAGGUCGUUGCCAUGACUCGGAGUACGCAGCAAGCCAUAAUACACUAUGGCUUCAAGACUGGACAGAGGGGCAACCUGAAUGACGCACCUGCGGCGUUUGACACCUUUGUGGUCGCUACUGGAGACAAGACCCGCCAAAUCCUCAAGAUGGCUCACGCCCAUGGUGACUGGGUCCGCAAGCUCGACGAUCAACAUAUUGCACUUUCAUUCGGCGAAACUUCCAUCAGCAGAGAGGUUAAGCGUCUGCUAAGCCAUUUCCGUAAAGCUGCUGACGAGGAGCCCCCCACGAGAAAGAACAUCAUUGCACAGGUUGCUGUCGACCCUCCGACCGGUUUCCGACGUACAAGCGAGUUCCUUACCCACCCAGUCUUCAACUCGCACCAUUCCGAGACAGAGUUGCUACGCUACAUCCACCACUUGCAGUCAAAGGACCUCUCCCUGGUACACUCCAUGAUCCCGUUAGGAUCGUGCACCAUGAAACUGAACGCGACUGCUGAAAUGGCGCCGGUAUCAUGGACCAAAGUGAACAACAUGCACCCGUUCAUGCCGCUGGACGCGACUGAAGGCUAUCAGACCAUGAUCAAGCAAUUGGAAGGGGAUCUCGCCAAUAUAACAGGCUUCCAUUCCGUAUCGCUUCAGCCCAAUUCCGGAGCCCAGGGAGAGUUCGCAGGAUUGCGCGUCAUCCGCAAAUACCAGGAGCAGCAGCCCGGCCAGAAGCGUGACAUCUGCUUGAUCCCCAAGUCUGCGCAUGGCACUAACCCGGCCAGUGCCGCGAUGGCAGGCAUGCGGGUUGUAACGAUCAACUGUGAUACGGUCACUGGCAACCUUGAUAUGGCCGAUCUUGAGGCCAAGUGCAAGAAGCAUGCGGAAGAGCUCGGCGCAAUUAUGAUCACCUACCCCAGCACAUUCGGUGUUUUCGAGCCCCAGAUCAAAGAGGUCUGCGACAUGAUCCACCAAUAUGGCGGCCAGGUGUAUAUGGACGGCGCCAACAUGAAUGCCCAAAUCGGUCUCUGCUCACCCGGCGAAAUCGGCGCCGACGUAUGCCAUCUCAACCUCCACAAGACGUUCUGUAUUCCCCACGGCGGCGGUGGCCCCGGUGUCGGUCCCAUCGGCGUCAAAGAACACCUUACGCCCUUCCUCCCCGGCCAUCUGCGGAAUGAAACCGGCGGCGACAAGGCCAUCUACCCUGUCAGCGGCGCUCCUUGGGGCAGCGCCAGCAUCCUCCCCAUCAGCUGGGCCUACAUCAAGAUGAUGGGCUCCGUCGGCCUCACCCAAGCCACCAAAAUCACGCUCCUCAACGCAAAUUACAUCCUCGCGCGCCUCAAGCCGCACUACCCCAUCGUCUACACCAAUGAUAAGGGCCGCUGUGCGCACGAGUUCAUCCUCGAUAUUCGCAAGUUCAAGGAAACCGCCGGCAUCGAAGCCAUCGACGUCGCCAAGCGCCUCCAAGACUACGGCUUCCACGCGCCCACCAUGUCCUGGCCUGUCCCCAACACCCUCAUGAUCGAGCCCACCGAGAGCGAGAGUAAGCAGGAGCUCGACCGCUUCUGCAACGCACUCAUCAGCAUCCGCAAAGAGAUUGCGGCUGUUGAGAACGGCAAGAUGCCCCGCGACGGCAACGUCCUCAAGAUGGCGCCACACAGCCAGCUCGAUCUGCUGACGGGCGAGUGGGACCGCCCGUACACCCGCGAGCAGGCCGCGUAUCCGCUGCCGUACCUCAAGGAGAAGAAGUUCUGGCCGGCCGUCACCAGAGUCGACGAUGUCUGGGGCGACUCCAACCUCUUCUGCUCGUGCGCACCCCCCAGUGACGGCGAGGAGGACAUCAACAAAGCCAUUGACGCGCCGCAGCCGACGUAGUCUCCCAUCCCUCCUUCUCCUUCUCUUCCUUCCUACCUUCCCCCCGGAUCCGCUUCAACCUGAUCCGGACCCGAUCUGACUGAUAUACCUGUACAUAUGUGCUUCUGUUCUGGGCAUUUGCAUUACAUUACGGAAAUGUACUCUUCAACAGCGCUGGCGUUUGGGGUCUGUCGCAUCAACCGGGCGGUGUACCCGAGCCUUCCUCAUCGUUUUCAACACGUGGGGUGACUGGUGGCAUUUAUCGAUAGACAAAACAUUUGGUUCGACU